AUGAAUCCCAAAGGGUUUACUUUGCGGAUGAUUCACAGAGACUCCAAAGAAUCACCCUUUUACAACCCUCUUGAUAAUUUGAUGGCACCAGACGAAAGAUUUCAAUCCCUCAUCGACCAAUCCAGAGCUCGAGCACGAUACAUUGCUUCACAAAUAACACUCGCGAUGAAUCCUGAUGUUUUGGUGCCGGUGGGUUACGAUGAAGGAACAUUUUACUACGCUGCAUCUUUGGGCAUAGGUACAUUUCCUAAUGAACAGGAUGGAUACAUGAAUUACUAUUUAUUGAUUGAUUCAGGCAGUGAUCUUACUUGGCUUCAAUGCCGAGGUGCCACACAAUUUUUCGAUCAAGAUUCGCCUCUUUAUCCUUGGGAGGAGUCAGAAUCAUAUCAACCUUUUCCUUGUCAGAGUCAUACUGGUCCUUCCUGUAAUAGCUGCAAUGCAAAGGGAGAAUGUGCUUACAAAAAUUAUUAUGCGAGUUCUCAAGUUUCAUCUGGUGUUGUUGCCAAAGAAAAAUUCACUGUAAAAUCAAGAAGCAGCGGCAUUGAAACUUUUACAGGCAUAAUGGGCUGUGGUUUUUUCCAAGCAAAUUUUACCAUUGGUAAUAACCACAGUAAACAGAAACCUGAUUUUAUCGCAGGAAUUCUUGGUUUAGGAAGUGGUCCAAACUCUUUGAUAAGCAAUUUAGGUCCUCUUGGACAAGGUAAAUUUUCCUACUGCUUUGUGAAAAAUAGCUCGGAUGGUUUCGUAGGAAACACAUUUUUAAGUUUUGGUGCAGAUGCGACGAUUGAAGGCCAAGUUGGCAGAACUCCCCUAGUAGAAACCAGCUUUGAGACAUCGUACUAUUACUUGAAUCUUGAGGGUAUCAGCGUGGGUGGUAAUAGACUGCCAAUUCCAAGAAGAGAAUUUGAGAUUGACAACAGAGAUGGAACUGGCGGUUGCAUCAUAGAUUCUGGGGUUCCACUUACCACCAUGUAUAAAAACAUUUUUGAUGUGGUUGCCGAGAAUCUAGAGACAUAUUUUCAGCAAUAUGGUAUGCGUCGUGCAGGAUUUACCGGAAGCUUGGCUUGUUUCAUUCCUCUAGCUGGACAAGAGUAUAUAAAUCCCACCAUAAUAUUUCAUUUUCAACAGGCUGAUUAUGUUAUUUCAGAGACUUGGUUUGAGAGGCAAGGAAACGUUUGUUUAGCUAUGGCUAGCUCGGAUUCCAAUAAGCCGGCUGUGGUUUUUGGAGCAUUUCAACAGGUUAAUAAGAUGAUUUUGUAUGAUAGUAUGGAUAUGUCGCUCUCAUUUGUAGAUGAGAACUGCGGAAGAGGUGGGUGA
Molecule: messenger RNA, 1317 nt
Organism: Papaver somniferum (opium poppy)
Lineage: Eukaryota; Viridiplantae; Streptophyta; Magnoliopsida; Ranunculales; Papaveraceae
Product: aspartic proteinase nepenthesin-2-like
Exons: 1
Coding region: 1-1317 (438 amino acids)
Cellular component (GO): extracellular region
Source: RefSeq, a predicted model, not a curated record